Molecule: messenger RNA, 360 nt
Organism: Mitosporidium daphniae
Lineage: Eukaryota; Fungi; Microsporidia
Exons: 1
Coding region: 1-360 (119 amino acids)
Biological process (GO): maturation of 5.8S rRNA; maturation of LSU-rRNA
Cellular component (GO): Las1 complex; preribosome, large subunit precursor
Molecular function (GO): endonuclease activity
Source: RefSeq, a predicted model, not a curated record
AUGAAGGGCCCUUCUUUGGUUCCAUGGGUAAAUGGAUCUGAAUUAUUGGCCGUUUUUUCUUUAUUGUUUGAUAAAUCAGGUUCGGUAAGCGAAAGAUUUGCAUCCGCUUCUUCCAUCCUUACUUCAUGGUCGCAUCGAGGCGAAGUUCCCCUUGCUAUUGAAUCAACGCUCAACAUUGUUAACGUGAUUCUUCUUGACCUUAAUAUGUUUUACGGCAAUUCAAUAUCAAAUAUGUCAUCAGGAAAUGUACCAUUAGGCCUGGAGGAACUUUUUGAUUUCCCGGAACCGUCUGAACAGCCUCUAUUUACGAAUGCACCCUGUGCCAUGAGUUUAUCAUAUGCAGCCACUAUUAUUAGGUAG